GUCCUGCAGCCGUGCCGAUGACGGCCUCGCCGUGAUUAUUCAACUCGGCUUCUUCAACGAGGAUUUCCACGCACCGGUGGCCAUUGGAAUCGGAUCAAUGCUGAACCGCAUCGAUCUUCACCAACUAUGACAAGAUUCCUUUCCUAGACACUGAUUGGCCUUUUCUGUCGAUAUAAAUCUCAUGAAAUCGACCUUCACCGCACUCGCGCCCCUUCUUCGGCGAUCCAAGAACAUUGUGCCUUUCCCUCCAACGAUCACUAGAUAUUUACAUCAGACGAGACCCGUCAUGAGUGAAAAACUGAAGCCUGCUGCCCGCGUGGCCGGCAGCCGGCAGGAUGUGUGGACCAUCAUCAAUGAGGCUGCCGCCGCCUCGCCCAAGCAGCCCAUUAUCAACAUGGGCCAAGGGUUUUUCGGGUACAACCCGCCCGAUUUCAUCCUGAAUGCCGCCAAGGAGUGCCUGGACCGGGUUGAGUGCAAUCAGUACUCUCCCACCAAGGGCCGCCCGCGCUUGAAGAAGGCCAUCUCGGAGGCAUACGCGCCCCACUGGGGCCGGAAGCUCGACCCGGACACCGAGAUCACCAUUACCACGGGAGCAAACGAGGGGAUGUUGAGUGCCUUCAUGGCAUUUAUCGAGCCAGGGGACGAGGUCAUCAUUUUUGAGCCCUUCUUUGACCAGUACAUCAGCAACAUUGAGAUGCCUGGCGGGAAGAUUGUCUACGUGCCCAUGCACCCGCCAAAGGACGGUGCCGUCAAAACCCUCUCCGCAGGGGAAUGGACCAUCGACUUUGACGAGCUCGAGCGGGCCAUUACGCCCCGGACCAAGAUGCUCGUGCUCAACACGCCACACAACCCCGUCGGCAAGGUCUUCUCCCGUGACGAGCUGCAAAGGAUUGCCGAUCUCUGCCUCAAGCACAAGAUCAUCAUCCUCUCUGACGAGGUCUACGACCGGCUGUACUACGUCCCCUUCACCCGUAUCGCCACCUUGUCCCCCGAGGUCGAACAAAUCACCCUCACCGUCGGGUCGGCGGGCAAGAACUUUUACGCCACAGGUUGGCGCGUCGGCUGGCUGAUGGGCCCACCUCAUCUAAUCCAAUACGUCUCCGCCGCGCACACCCGCAUCUGCUACUCUUCAGUGUCACCUCUCCAAGAGGCUUGCGCUAUCGGCUUCGAACAAGCCGAAUCCCACAAUUUCUGGUCCCAAUGCGUAUCCGACAUGCAAGCCAAACUAGCCCGCUUCAACGCCAUCUGGGACGAGCUCGGCAUCCCCUACUCACAGCCCGAAGGCGGGUAUUUUGUCAUGGUCAACCUGUCAGCCGUUCAGAUCCCGGAGGGAUACCACUUCCCGCCCCACGUGGCUGAGCGGCCGCGGGAUUUUAAGCUGGCCUGGUUUUUGAUCCAGGAGCUUGGCGUCGCGGCCAUACCCCCCAGCGAGUUCUACACCGACGAGCGUGCGCGUACUGUGGAGGAUUAUCUGAGAUUUGCGGUGUGUAAGCCGGAUGAGGUGCUUGAGGAUGCGAAGGAGAGGUUGAGGGGGUUGAGGCGGUAUUUGAAGUGAUGGGUGUCUAUUGGUGGGGAUGGGGAUGUUGAUGUUCGGGUGGUUAGAAUAGAGGUAGAUGAGGGAGCGCUGAAUUGUAUGUUCAAAGGGGGGCGGUGGUUGUUGGGUGCGUAUUCUCUGGAAGAUCUUGCGGAUAAAGUACAUCUAGAAGGAACAAGACCCGUUACAGCUGAUGGUGGA
Molecule: messenger RNA, 1735 nt
Organism: Canariomyces notabilis
Lineage: Eukaryota; Fungi; Ascomycota; Sordariomycetes; Sordariales; Chaetomiaceae
Product: PLP-dependent transferase
Exons: 7
Coding region: 287-1555 (422 amino acids)
Biological process (GO): biosynthetic process
Cellular component (GO): cytoplasm; mitochondrion
Molecular function (GO): pyridoxal phosphate binding; L-kynurenine:2-oxoglutarate transaminase activity
Source: RefSeq, a predicted model, not a curated record